GCCGCACACUUGUCACCUUGAACAGCGCCGCAGAAAGAAGCGGCGUUCGGCGUUGAGGGAAAAAGUCGAGGGUUUGAAAAUGGACCGCUCGUCUUUAUCGGGCUUUACAGGGUCGGACCACCCCGGAGAGACCACCCCGCUCCCGGCAGAGCAGACAGAUCACACGUCCGCGCAGCUACCGUCAGCUAGCGGGAAGGGUCCCCUGGGGAUGGACUACAUCCCCACAGAGGAGGAGAGGAGGGUUUUUAAGGAGUGUAAUCAGGAGAGCUUCUGGUACAGAUCGGUGCCCAUCUCCGUCUCCAGCAUGGCUCUCACACAGUUCCUCGUCUCCAGAGGAACCCUGACAGCGUCGCCGCGGUUUGGAUCAGUGCCGAAGGUCCUCUUCGCUGGUGCUUGUGGCUACUUCGCAGGGAAGCUCUCCUACAUGAAGACCUGCCAGGAGAAGUUUAAGCGAUUGGAGAAUUCGCGGUUAGGAGAAGCGCUCCGGCAGAGAGCAGGACAUCGUCCACCGUUCGGUUCUGGUCAGUCCGAGCUGAAUGAGGAACAGCGUCGCUCUGAGAGUUCGUUCCAGUCUGACAGCCAGAAUAUACACUCAGCACAGCACAGCUAUCCUCAGUCAAAGGUGAAGAAAAACAAAUAUGGAGAUACGUGGGAGGAGUGAAGUCUGAAAACGCUGCUGCUGAAUGGCUAAAUAUCGAGACUGCUCUGUAAUAAAUGUGAAAUGUUUGCAUAUUUAUGGUUAAAAUAAACAAAAGCUGCUGAAUCUAC
Messenger RNA from Pygocentrus nattereri (red-bellied piranha), 768 nucleotides. RefSeq names its product OCIA domain-containing protein 1. The record is from RefSeq and is a predicted model, not a curated record. The transcript has 7 exons. Bases 80 to 661 code for a protein of 193 amino acids. Lineage: Eukaryota; Metazoa; Chordata; Actinopteri; Characiformes; Serrasalmidae. Gene Ontology annotation, cellular component: endosome.